Messenger RNA from Aspergillus melleus, 288 nucleotides. RefSeq lists its product as uncharacterized. Bases 1 to 288 code for a protein of 95 amino acids. The transcript has a single exon. The record is from RefSeq and is a predicted model, not a curated record. NCBI's taxonomy places the organism in Eukaryota, Fungi, Ascomycota, Eurotiomycetes, Eurotiales, Aspergillaceae.
AUGACUUCGCACAAGGACACAUACUGGUUCGUUCCCAAAUGGCUAGGACAGACCAUUCAUUUCGAAAACCCUGAAUGUUCGUGGAAGAUAAUCCAGAAGCUCCAAGAACAUGAAUCUCGCUUUUCACAGGACGAAUAUGUCUUUUCAGGCCUGUACUCGGAAUCAACCAGUAUUUUCGUCUGCGAAGAAAUCAAGGGCUCAAUGCAGGCUAUCAUGGAAGUUCGAAUGCAGUGCGCCUACUCUAACACUCUAAUAAACAUGAACAUGGAUCUAUCUGACGUAUCAUAG